UUAUAUAUAUACGGAGUAGGAAGAAACAAAUCAUAUAUCUAUCCGUACGCCGCUUAGUUAGGGUUUCAGUGGAGAGUUUCAAUGGCGAAUCAGCUGCACGGAUACAACCCUAGCAGCUACGGUGGAGGAGCGGCGGGAUUGUAUUCCUCAAGAUCCAUAGCCGAUUCUUACCUAUCGGGCGAAUCAUCUUUCCUCGGUUCUUCCCGGUACAUGGGUGCCGAUCCUUCUAGUUAUUCAGACAGAGGAUCAUCCAUGCUCUUCAGCCAGAGCGAUGCGCUCAGAUUUUCCGCUGCGGACAUCGGAAGCAGGAGUUACGGAGGAGGCAUUGGCGUUUCGCAGGCGUCAUGGCCCGGUCUUGACAUUGGCUCCGCUGCCGACCCUCUUGGUGCGGGAUUCAAGAGGUCUUCUGAAUCGCUCUAUCAUCAGACUCUUCUCGGCGCCCAUAAUGCGAUUGGGCAGAGUGAUGCUUGGUUUUCUUCCAACCCUUUAGCCAAGCGCCCUAGAUUUGAGAGUACAAGCAAUUUGCCUAUUUAUCCACAGAGGCCAGGAGAGAAGGACUGUUCUCAUUAUAUGCUCACAAGAACCUGUAAGUUUGGAGAUAGCUGCAAGUUUGACCAUCCUAUUUGGGUUCCAGAAGGUGGAAUCCCAGAUUGGAAAGAGGUACCACUUAUUCCCACUAGUGAAUGCCUUCCUGAGAGACCAGGAGAGCCAGAUUGUCCUUACUUCCUGAAGACUCAGAGAUGCAAGUUCGGUGUUAAAUGCAAAUUUAACCAUCCGAAAGACAUACUUUUAUCUUCGGAUGCUCAGGAGAGCGCUGGCAUUAAUGUCUUACCAGAGAGGCCAUCUGAGCCCCCUUGUGCGUUCUAUGUGAAGACUGGAAAAUGUAAAUUUGGUGCUACCUGCAAAUUUCACCACCCGAAAGAUAUCCAAUUACCAUCAGCUGCAGAAGAUAAUGGUAGUGAUGGGCAUGCUGUCACAGCUGUUAGUAAUGAGGGAGCAACUGGAGAGGUGAAGCCCAUGAAGCCACUCUUUACCCCGGCAUUAUUGCAGAAUUCCAAAGGGCUUCCUGUCAGGCUGGGUGAGGUGGAUUGUCCAUUCUACUUGAAAACUGGCAGUUGCAAGUACGGAGUCACUUGCCGUUACAAUCAUCCAGAAAGAUAUGCUAUUAAUCCACCUGCUGCUGCAAUAGGCCCUGCCAUAAUGGCUUCUCCUGCAGCGCAUUUGAGCAUUGGAGUAGUUAACCCAGCAGCCUCCUUUCUGCAAACCAUCGACCCGAGGCUGACUCAGACAACGCUCGGACUGGCCCCAACCAUUUAUCCCCAGCGCCCUGGGCAGAUUGAAUGUGAUUACUACAUGAAAACUGGUGAGUGCAAGUUCGGGGAGAAGUGCAAGUUUCAUCACCCCAUAGAUCGGUCAGCACCCACUCUGUCAACAGUGGAAUCCCAACAACAAACCGUUAAGCUCACUCUCGCAGGCCUACCUAGGAGAGAGGGUGCGGUUCACUGUCCUUACUAUAUGAAGACUGGCACAUGCAAGUAUGGUGCAACGUGCAAAUUUGAUCACCCGCCUCCAGGAGAGGUCAUGGCUAUGGCAACGUCACAAGUUACAUCCACAUCUGUUGGAGGGGAAGGAAAAGAGGAUGAAACCGUUAAAGAACAGCAGCAGUGAAUGGCUGGGAGCUAUCUGUGGGCCUUUUCCACCGUGGUGUCCUUGUGACAGUUUCCUCGUAAUUUAAUUUUCGCAUCGCAGAUUCCUCUCCAACUUUUGUUGUAUCUCUUUGAUGAGCAAGUACUAAGAUGGCUAUUGUAUGUUUGGGUGUCCUGCAAUUUACUUGUUGAAUUUGUUGCCGUUAUUUGGUUUAACUUUAGAAAAAGUACUUUGGCUGAUGGUUCCAUAGUGUAGUGUAACGCAUAAUGCAUGUCAUUGGGACUUGGGAGUAUUUGUUGAUA
This is a messenger RNA of Rhododendron vialii, 1949 nucleotides long. RefSeq names its product zinc finger CCCH domain-containing protein 37. The transcript has 12 exons. Gene Ontology annotation, molecular function: metal ion binding; mRNA binding. NCBI's taxonomy places the organism in Eukaryota, Viridiplantae, Streptophyta, Magnoliopsida, Ericales, Ericaceae. The coding region runs from base 82 to 1668 and encodes 528 amino acids. The record is from RefSeq and is a predicted model, not a curated record.